This is a messenger RNA of Penicillium antarcticum, 495 nucleotides long. RefSeq lists its product as uncharacterized. The transcript has a single exon. NCBI's taxonomy places the organism in Eukaryota, Fungi, Ascomycota, Eurotiomycetes, Eurotiales, Aspergillaceae. Bases 1 to 495 code for a protein of 164 amino acids. The record is from RefSeq and is a predicted model, not a curated record.
AUGUUUUCCCUCCGCACAGCUCUUCUCUGCCUGAUGGCUGCCUCUGGAAGCGUCUACGCUGAGCAUCUCAAGGUGGUCUGGUCCGCUGGUGACUUCUCCUCAAUCUCCGGUCCUGCCGGUGGCAACACCAAUGGCCACUACUCCGGCUUUGCUAUUAUCAACGACGCCGGUGAAGCUAUCUAUGACCAAGGCUUCCCUGACGACCACUCUCCCUGCUACAACACUGGCGAUGGCCGCGAGUUCACCAUCGAGGGUGACUGCUGGAGCACCCCACGCAAGUUCAAGUGCAAGGCUGAUUUUGCAGGCCAUCCUGAAACAUGCGAGGUCAAAGACGGUGAUGGAAAUAGCCUCGGUACCGGUGAAGGACAGGAGGAUACCACUUUCAUUGGUAUCUCUAUCGGCCAAGACGCUAGCUGUGUCGUUGAAUUCGAUUCUGACAGCGAUGGCUGCCCCGUUGAUGACGGUAACGGUCCUCUUCACGUCACCUCUGGUUAA